Zea mays is the source of this 946-nucleotide messenger RNA. RefSeq names its product cell division control protein 48 homolog C. NCBI's taxonomy places the organism in Eukaryota, Viridiplantae, Streptophyta, Magnoliopsida, Poales, Poaceae. Bases 80 to 946 code for a protein of 288 amino acids. Gene Ontology annotation, molecular function: ATP hydrolysis activity; ATP binding. The record is from RefSeq and is a predicted model, not a curated record. The transcript is spliced from 2 exons.
CACCCUCUCCUCCACCACCUCUCUCUCGGACGAAUCCGCCCACCCGCCGCCUCCACCCUAUUUCGAUGCCACCAAGACCAUGCUUCACUCCCAGUAUGCCUCGCAGACGUCCAAACAGAACCCGGGCACUAACCAGCAGCUGGAGAUCGAGAUGACCGCUGAGAAGUCUCGCCGCCUCAUCACAUCUGAUUGUGGAGGCGGAGGUGCCGAUGCCAAGCCAGAGGCUCCGGUCUCCGAAGGAGUGGUCAAUGGGGACAAGUGGCCACGUUUUGCUGAUCUCGGCGGGAUGGAGCAGGUGUUAGAUCAGCUUCUGGUAGAAGUGUUGGUCCCCCUGCGUCGUCUGGAGCUGCCGAAUUACCUUGGGGUUAGGCCUGUUGCUGGGCUACUGUUGUACGGACCGCCAGGUUGCGGGAAGACCACCCUUGCACAUGCCAUUGCCAAUGAGACUGGUGUGCCGUUCUACAAGAUCUCAGCCCCAGAUAUCGUCUCUAGAGUAUCUGGAGGUUCUGAAGAAAACAUCAGGGGCUUAUUUCAGAAGGCAUAUAGGACUGCUCCCUCAAUUGUAUUCAUAGAUGAGAUAGAUGCAAUUGCAUCCAAGAGGGAGAAUCGAGAGAUGGAGCGACGAAUAGUUACUCAGCUGAUGACAUGCAUGGAUGAAUUCCACCAGAAUAUUGGUGGUGAUGGUUCUGAUGUCGAUUCAUCUAAAAAGAAACCAGGUUAUGUUAUUGUCAUUGGAGCUACAAAUAGGCCUGAUGCUGUGGAUCAAGCUCUUCGAAGGCCAGGAAGAUUUAAUCGAGAUAUAUAUCUUGGGGUUCCAGAUGUGAAUUUAAGGAAACAGAUACUGAUGAUCAGGGGCGGAUAUGGGCCCUGGGCCACCUGGGCCGUGGCCCGGGUCGUAGCAAAAAAAUGCAAUAGAGAUUUUAGCCCAAAUAAAAUCAAACCCUAA